Messenger RNA from Parus major (Great Tit), 4289 nucleotides. Its product is annotated as G-protein coupled receptor 35-like. Gene Ontology annotation, cellular component: membrane. The transcript is spliced from 2 exons. Bases 2550 to 3485 code for a protein of 311 amino acids. The record is from RefSeq and is a predicted model, not a curated record. Gene Ontology annotation, biological process: chemokine-mediated signaling pathway; phospholipase C-activating G protein-coupled receptor signaling pathway; positive regulation of Rho protein signal transduction. Gene Ontology annotation, molecular function: chemokine receptor activity. Lineage: Eukaryota; Metazoa; Chordata; Aves; Passeriformes; Paridae.
UGUGCAAAUGGACCAAACUUAUAAAAGUGUGAAAACCUGUGACCCAUCAUCCAUUUUUGGGUGCAACCCCUGGGGAGCUUUGUCUGCCCUAAAUGUACCUGAAGGCCCUUCAAUAAACAGAAUUUUUUACUCUCCUAAUAUUGUCUGGACUCUGUUUUUAGGUAGCCUGAAAAGGCAUUGCUGCAGGAGCGUGGGGAGGGUUGCAGCACACUCUGAUCGGGUUCUCUGCUGUAGGAAGUUCUGUGCAGCUGGGGAAGGGGAAAGGGGAAACAGCCCCAACAGCCAGGGCUGGUCACUGUGUGGGAUUGCUGCACUUAGCCUCAAACUGCCAUUUGGCACGCUGAAAGUAACACUGACGUGUUUUGCUCUCACCCCUCCAGUUCUCCUUUGGUCAAGUUGUGCUGUUGCACCAUCCCUUCUUGCCGUGAGAAAGGCAGGAAACAAAGCAUGCAGGGCAGAGACGUUCCAGAAGCUACAGCCAACAGAACACAGGGAUGCAGGGGAGAUGGAGAUUUUCCCUGGCAGGGAAAGGAAGCAGGAGUCCAUCAAUCUGUCUCUCAGCAGCCUGUACCAGUGGUUCUUUACCUUACAGAAAUAUUUUGUCCCACUGGCUACUUUCAUUAAGAAAAUCACUUUUCCAGGCACAGUGUGGAGGAUGCUGGUGCCAGUGCAAGGUCCUUUGGAGCUCGUUGCAGGCAGCAUUGCAGCCUGUACAGGCAGCAGUGCUGUGCAGUGCUGCUGGGCCCCGAGAGCUGCCAGCAGGGAAGGGAGAAGGCAGCACGAGUGUCACCUCCACUGCGCCACACGGUGACAGCACUCGCGGGACUGAGACGGGCUGAGAACUGCAGAGGCAGGGGAAAUACCGAGCGAGCACCAUUGGUCCAUGGCAGGGCUGAUGAAACCGGUGAGUGCAUGGAAGGAGGGGACUGUGAGCAGCUGCAGCGAGGGUGGCUGAUGGGGAGUCGAGGUGGAGAGAAGGACGGGGAUCCUGAUGCUGCAGUGGCCAGGAAUCAGGCACAGACCCAAGAGCCUCAGCAGGAGACUGUGAGUUCUCCACAAACAGCACUUUGUCUAGCUUUGCCUUUGCUGCUGUUGAGUUUGCUUGGACACAUCCUGGUGAACCUGAUGCUCACAGGCAGCUGCUUUGUGUCUGGUGAUAUGGCUUCUCCCUCUCUUGAGACCUCACUGGGCUGAUGAGACCCUCAUCUGGCAGCCACAGCACGAAGCUGUGGGUGGGAAGCAUCACACUGGAGAGGUGCUGUGAGCUGAGCCUCUCCAGGAACAAUUUUAACUGCUCAUGGUUUAUACCACUAGUGAACAGUACUUGAGGAUGAUGCAAAGUUUUUUUUUAUAGUGGUGAAACUAUGACAACCCAGAGGCUGGAUGACUUGGAGAACUAAACUACCAACAAGGACAAUGACAUAAAUAUAUUGUUAGUUAGGGAUCAAUGAGCUGGGCAUACCAAUAUGUCAGUAACUACUUGUAAGCAUCCACCAGGGAGCAGCCCCAAGAAAGGCAAAAGCAGUCCCUGGAAAGCCAGAGGCAUGUGAUGUAUUCUGACUGUACACUGGCACAGAAUUAUUCUCAAGGGGUGGCUUGUGGUGUGCAGACAGACAAUGCAGAAAUACUCCGGAAGCUGCUCUAAGGUGACCUGGAAAGCGGAAAGGGGAAAUAUGUUUGCCCAAGACAGCAAUUCAAGGUACUAAUAUCAGGACCUUUAAGCUCAUUGAUCAACUUGUCUGAGCUUUUCUGGUAAAUAGGCUGUGGUGGGGAGCCCAAGAGCAGCCCCUGGGAUGCAGGCACCUGCAACCACAGAGCAGCCACAAAGCCAGCAGGUCACAGGGUCACAGCGCCACGUUUUCUCGGAAUUGCUGACUGAGAAGAACUAUGGAAGACAAGAGAAUUACCAUGAUUCAGAGUGAAACGCUUUAUAAUAAUCACAAAAGUGCCUGCAAACCACUGUCCUCACCUCUCCAACAACUGCUGUUAGGGCUGUUCUGUCCCAGGGUUCGGGUAGUGUGACAACAGACGCCACUCCUGCUCCAAUCCCAGCAGGGAUGGCACUGUGGAAGGCAGAGGGAAGACCUCAGGACCUUCCAGAGCAAUGGGUCCCCUCCAAGCACAGUCUGUUGGGCGAGGAGGGCCAACAGGCAUUGCCCAGUGGGACAUCAGGCAACGGGAGGUAAAGCAAGGGAAAAACCCAAAGGUAUUCCAUCACCAGAGGAGCUGCUGCAGGGAUCCAUGGCAGACAAGCCUUUUACCUCCUGCAGGACUAUUGCAGGCUCCUCAGGCAGCAGGAGGUGUAGAAGCCACACCGACGGUGAUGACAGAGGAAGCGCUGCCCUGCACUCAGGAGGAGCACGGGUGCUUUCUCGGCCAGCGUUGCUGCUCUCACAGCCAGCAGCAAUUGGUGAUCAGAGGACACCUCUGGUCAUGUGCAAGGAGCACUGCUCGUCGUGCCUGCACAGCGCUCCACGGCUGGGCUGGAGGAACUCACUCUCUCCAAGGACAGCAGGAGAACAGGACCUGUACAUUUUGAUACUCCCAAAAUGAACCGCAGCAGCUGCAAUAUCACAGCCUAUGAAAUAUUUUCGCUUGUCCAGCUGUGUGUUUACAUCCCAGUUUUGGUUUUGGGCAUUGUGCUGAACGUGUUGGCGCUGUGGGUGUUCUGUUGCAAACUCGGCAAAUGGACAGAAACCAGAGUAUACAUGGUCAACUUGGCUGUGGCUGACUGCUUGCUGCUCUUCACCUUGCCAUUUAAAACUCUGUCCCAGUUCCAGCACCUGAAGGUCGACGGGUGGUGCCUGGUUCUGGAAGGCUGCUAUUUCAUAAAUCGCUUUAUAAGCAUCAGUAUCAUCACCAUCAUCGCCACUGACAGGUACCUUGCAAUCAAGUACCCCUUGAGAUCCAAGGCACUGAGGUCGCCACUGAAGGCAGCUUUUGUCUCUGGUUUGCUUUGGAUGGUCAUCAUCUGUGAGACUUCCCUCAUUAAAAGGUUUGAGGACCGAAGAGAAGAUGAGUUUUGCUUUGAGAAAUCUUCUGUGACGCCCUCAGUGAUCACACUGUGUACCAUUAUCACAGGGUUUUUCAUACCACUGCUCAUCCUGAGUUACUGCUCCAUACAAAUCAUUGCAGAGCUCAGGAGGAAGAAGAACGAAAACAAUCAGAAUGCAAAGCUAACCAGGAAAGCUGUCUACAUUGUGUCUGCAAACAUGGCUGUGUUCAUCAUAUGCUUUUUACCUCUUUACCUCGGGCAUCUCCUCCGCUUCAUCGUGGACUCCAUCAGCUCCGACUGCUCGGCAAUACAGAGCAUUAACAACUUUGUUCACUUUGCCUCCGUCCUUGCCAACACCAACUGCUGCCUGGAUGCCAUCUGUUACUACUUUGUCAACAAGGAAUUUAAGGAAGCAUCUUCCAAGAUAGCAAAGUCCAAAUCUGAGGCCAGUGAAGAAGCUAAAAUUCAUCUCCCACAUGUAACACAUUAACACAAAACACGUACAGCACGUAUUUUAUAUUUGCCCUGUUCAACUGGGGCUCGCUAGCAGAGUUUCACGCUUGAUUUUUUAGAAGAGUGGGAUGGAGGGACAUUCUACUAAUGGGAAACAUUCAGAUACACAAUUCAGCUCUGAAUCAGACAACCACAGCAGUCCAGACCCUGAUCUAAUGAUCUCGCUUGCUGCUGACAAUUCUCUGCCUUAAUACAAAUUUGCAUAAAAUGAUAGAUUUCCCCUGCCAAAAAUCCCCUAGCUUUCAUUUUCCCAUGAAACCCAAAAGAAGCAUAGGCUGUGUAAAGGUAAAGGAUUGGGUUUUGUCUCUCAUCCCUGCUUUGGAUCAGUGUUUUUGCAGCUGUGGCUAAGAAAUAGGCUAUUCCAAAUAUCAACAAAUUAAAAAAAAUCAGAGUGAAAUCAUGCAGAAAAAGAAAGGAUGGUGUUUCUAGAAGUCACAAACAUACUGGUUUUUAGUUGCUAAUAAUGCACAAUCCCAUAGCAGGCACAUUUAGCUUGCUUUAAAGAACUUUACAGCAACGUAACAGCUACAAAAAGGUCACCAUUACAAAACAAGGUCAGAAGAAAUUCCAAUUGCUUGUACUGGGGAAAAAGUUUUCAUCAAAAAUGUUUGAGUCAAAUGGCAUUAAAAUUAAAUAAAAAAGUUGGUGCAGGGCAGUGGGAACGAGGACUCUGUAUUAGGACUAUAUUCAACCUUUUAAUGUAAAGGAUUGUCUAAAAAAAGUGGUAGCCAAGUUGUUCCAAAGAAAUCAACCUAAAUAAAGUUGUGUCACUAGCAUGGAA